Molecule: messenger RNA, 2322 nt
Organism: Alternaria alternata
Lineage: Eukaryota; Fungi; Ascomycota; Dothideomycetes; Pleosporales; Pleosporaceae
Exons: 2
Coding region: 1-2322 (773 amino acids)
Cellular component (GO): nucleus
Molecular function (GO): nucleic acid binding; exonuclease activity
Source: RefSeq, a predicted model, not a curated record
AUGGCGAAACGAAAGCGCGGCGAUCGCGACGAGCGACCUCCUGCCGAUGUUGGCCUCGGUGCGACAUUGGCGCACAUGCGCGGCGAAGCGCAACCCGACGAUGCGACCACAACCCCAGCUAAUGGUAACGAAGAGGGCUGGACAGUAGUCGGCGGAACGAAGAGGAGACGGAAGGAACGCGGCCCACAUGACGACCAGAACAGGCAUCGCGCCUCGAACUCGCCUCCAUCAACUCGCAAUGCUACUCUCGACAACCCGUUUGCGGGCAAAGGCGCGCAGCUGGGGACUCGAGCUUCCCCUACCAAUAACCCCUUUGUCACAUACAAAGCUGGCUCUGAACAGUCAAGUGAGAACAUGACGAGGGAGGAACGUAGGAAAGAGCGCAAGCUGCAAAGGAGCUAUCCGGCCAUUGAGCAUUCACAUCAUGCCCGUCUCAACUCGCACGUGAAGAUUACAGACUUGCAGUCCUUGGUGCUCUACCUGCUUGCGGAUGGUAAUGCGCCGCAGUGGGUUUCUGUACGCAGCCGUGCAAAUAUCCAACAGGUCGUAAUGCUCAUGGUUCCGGGAUUAGACCUGGGCAUGUUCAACGGCGAUGUUGCUUUGGAUACCGCACCACAGCCUGAAACUUCUGCCGCAGCGUCAACAACCGAAACGGAUGCAAAGCCCAAACGGCUGAACAUUUCGCGUGAUGACUUCUAUCCGGCUAGUCUCAAGGCGGACAAAUUACCUGCAUCACUGAAGCCUCUCGCUGACAUCUUUGAGCAUGUGUGGCCUAUCAAGGCGAUAGGAGAGCAUCGCAACAACCAAUACAUGAGGGUGCAUUCACCCAUUCAUACCAUGCUAACCUCACAAAUCCCUAAGACUCAAGAAGAGAAGCAGAUGAAGAAGACUGGGAACCACAAAGGUCCCACGCCGCAGAAUUCAAAGCAUUGGGAGAACAAGCGCACUCGCAUUACCGAGUACAUCGCCUCCCUCAUGGAACAGCAAGAAAACGAAUACGUACUGCAUCCAGCUAUGUUCACAACCUCAGAAUCCAAAGAGGCCAACUACGAAAGAAGGAAACUGGCCCAUCAGACUGCCGAUGAUGGUUGGGUCGAUACUAGGGUCGCCACUUUAGAGGAAGGUGAUGUGCCCGAGAGGGACAUUGAACAAGGGAGCCUGACCGCUGGAAGACACAUCAUAUCCGUCGACUGUGAGAUGUGCAAAGCUGAGAAUGACCAGCUUGUACUCACACGCAUCAGUUUAUUGAACUGGGACGGCAGCACGGCUCUCGACAAGCUUGUCAAGCCAGAUGUCACCAUUAAGGAUUACCUGACCCAGUGGUCUGGUAUUACAGCAGCCAUGCUCCAAGAUGUCACAACCACUCUAGCGGACAUCCAGAAGGAGCUAUUGGAACUGAUCACACCGCGUACGAUUCUCGUGGGACACUCGCUAAAUUCCGACCUCAACGCACUCAAACUGACCCAUCCCUUUAUCAUCGACACAGGCAUCCUGUACCCGCACCCUCGUGGACCACCAUACAAGCAGUCGCUGAAGUGGCUCGCGCAAAAAUAUCUCAAACGCGAGGUUCAGAAGGGAUCAUCAGGCCACGACAGUGUAGAAGAUGCUCGGACAUGUCUCGAUCUAGUCAAACAAAAGUGUGAAAAGGGCCCGCGCUGGGGAUCGGGCGACACAAACGCGGAGUCCAUUUUCAAGAGGAUGGAUCGUUCCUUACGACCGAAAUCCAACGACGCACAUCGUGCCGGAGCUGUCAUCGACUGGGGGGAUCCGAACAGAGGCCAUGGUGGUCAAGCUCAAGUUUCUAUAGGCUGCAAGACGGAUGCAGAAGUAGUAGAAGCUAUUGAUCGUACAUUAAAAGGUCAAGCUGAAGGCAAGGAUGGUACUACAGACAAGAUUGACUUUGUCUGGGGACGCCUGCGAGAACUAGAGCUCGCAAGGGGUUGGUGGGACGACGCGAAGACAGCCGACGUUGAGCUCAUCCGACAAAACGCUUUGCAACGACUGGGUCUUCUGAAGGAUGGUGAAGACGUAGACGUGGAAGUUCGUGGAUCUGAGCUCGGCGAUGCCGUCUCCAAGACCAUUGAGCGCAUUGGGCAGAUAUACGACGCUUUGCCACGCUGCACGGCCUUUAUUGUGUACAGUGGGACAGGCGAUCCUCGAGAGAUUCGUCGCUUGCAAGCAAUGCAACAGCAGUAUCGUCGCGAAUACGCUACCAAGAAUUGGGACAACCUUAGUGUCAAAUGGACGGAUACGGAGGUGCAGGCUCUUUCGAGAGCCUGUCAAGAGGCUCGCAACGGCGUGGGAUUUAUCGUUGUCAAGUAA